Molecule: messenger RNA, 201 nt
Organism: Necator americanus (New World hookworm)
Lineage: Eukaryota; Metazoa; Nematoda; Chromadorea; Rhabditida; Ancylostomatidae
Exons: 3
Coding region: 1-201 (66 amino acids)
Source: RefSeq, a predicted model, not a curated record
AUGGAGCUGCUAUCUGACUAUGCUGUAGGGAAGAAUAUAGCUGGCUGUAACGACUCUAGCAGGCAGCUUAGUCAGGUUCGGCGUAUCUGCAGGAGCUUCUUGUAUUGUGGCUUCUUGCAGAUCGCUCCUGAUGACGUUGUUGCCAACGUAGAGAUUGCCACAGUGAAGAAGUUUAAAUUUAGCUUGAGAUUCUUUACAUGA